This is a messenger RNA of Esox lucius (northern pike), 6009 nucleotides long. It is a transcript of the gene slmapa, whose product is annotated as sarcolemma associated protein a. The coding region runs from base 1366 to 3960 and encodes 864 amino acids. Gene Ontology annotation, biological process: regulation of voltage-gated sodium channel activity; protein localization to plasma membrane; regulation of membrane depolarization during cardiac muscle cell action potential. Lineage: Eukaryota; Metazoa; Chordata; Actinopteri; Esociformes; Esocidae. Gene Ontology annotation, molecular function: protein binding. The record is from RefSeq and is a predicted model, not a curated record. The transcript is spliced from 22 exons.
GCAGUGGCGCUGCCGGGUCGGUUUGUGUGUGUGUUAUUUCAUUUCAGUAUGGCGGCAGAUACUUGCGGAGGAGAACAAGUUGUUCCAAAUUGUACCUAGUUCAACGGAAGAAUGCUCUAAAUCACACAUUGCACCAUCGAUAGUGUUUCGAUUGACAUAACAUCGACGCAACACAUGGCUUUAUUUGGAACCUUCAGAAGAUUACUGGACGGGUGAUGCGUGAGAAAGGAGGUGCAGCCGAAGUCGUCUGUUUUCCGUGUCUGCUCUGUCAGUUAGCAAUAUAGCUACCCUCGCUAACUCUUUCCGACUCGGCUUACAUUAGCUUUUAAAGAGGGCCCGCGUCAUCAGUAGAGUGUUUGGCGUUGACUGUCAUACGGACUAGGCUUUACCUGAAGCAGCACUACACCACUGUUCCUUAGCUGAUUGAGCACAACUAUUUAGGCGAAGAGGCCCGUCUACCGCUCCGGCUAAAUGACAAGUUCUUAGCAUGUUAGCUUAGCUAGCUACUUUUUUUUUACAGCAAGCUAUCUGCCAACAUAGGCGUUGUUUAAUAACCCUAUAGUUUGGCUAUCAGUCUCUACAGUAGUCUGCAGCAAUACCCAUUUUGUUUUAAGCGUUGUUUUAUAAGCAGCUUGAUACAUUUUGCCCGGAUUGGAAGGAUUUGUUACUGUCGAGGGCCGUGAAACUCAAUAUUAGACUGUAAGAGACAGUUGGGAGUGGCUAAAUGGGUUUGCCAUAGCUAGUUAGCCAGUUAGCUAACGGUAGCAAACAAGGUCAGAUACUCAUGUUUCGAACCUGUCCAUAGUUAUUAUAAGCUACUCAAUAACGUUCUAUCUAUGGAAAAACAACAUUUUUACGAUAACAGUUGAGACAUACUAGCGGUAUCACAAGCUGGGAUUGAAAACGGCGCAAUGGUCAGAGUUUGUGCAAACUAGCUAUCUGGAUUUAUCCGAUGGGCUAAAGAUUAGCUGUCAGUAUUAAACCUGUUCAAUAUAGCUUAUCUCCCUAAACAUUUUGAUGGACGUGGUUAGUCCUUUUCAUAACUGCUCCUGUUGCUUUCGUCAUGUGCUUAUGGCUAGAAGAUAUUCUGGCCUGUACAUAGUGUUAGGUAACUGGACGUAAUGUCUCAGAAAUGUUUAUUUUUUACUUGUUAGAUUCAUGCAGAAGCUGUUUCAAAAGAGAAACGUCGAAAUGAAGCGUAAUGUUUGAUUGCUAUCAAACGUUAAUAGUAGUGCCUAACUCAAAAUAGAAUAGCCAGGCUAUAUGAUUUAGAAGCCGGGGGCUGUAGACGGCAAGUUUGUCAUUCUGGAUCAAGAAACCUUGUCUCUCGUCUCUGGUUGGAGUAACACUCCCAAGCCAUCAUCAAUGCCUUCAGCGCUGGCCGUCUUCUCCUGCCGUCCGAAUUCACACCCUUUUCAGGAACGUCAUGUCUACUUGGACGAGCCAGUCAAGAUCGGGCGCUCUGUGGCGCGAUGCAGGCCAGCUCAGAACAACGCGACGUUCGACUGCAAGGUUCUGUCACGGAACCAUGCUCUCGUCUGGUUCGAUCACAAGACUGGCAAGUUCUACCUCCAGGACACUAAGAGCAGCAACGGGACGUUCAUCAACAGCCAGCGUUUGAGUCGAGGGUCUGAGGAGAGUCCCCCUUGUGAGGUCCUCUCUGGUGAUGUCAUCCAGUUUGGGGUCGACGUCACGGAGAACACACGCAAAGUCACCCAUGGCUGUAUAGUGUCUACAAUCAAGCUGUUUCUACCAGAUGGCCUGGAGGCACGGCGGCGCUCAGAAGUCAUCCAGGCACCUUUACCACUUCCUGUUGAUAAGGUGGCUGCCAACACUCCCAGCAUGUACUCCCAGGAGCUGUUCCAGCUGUCCCAGUAUCUGCAGGAGGCGCUACACAGGGAACAGAUGUUGGAACAGAAGUUGGCGACACUGCAGCGUCUCCUGACCAGCACACAGGAGGCCUCUGAGAACAGCUGGCAGGCUCUGAUCGACGAGGAUCGGCUUCUCUCACGGCUGGAGGUGAUGGGCAACCAGCUGCAGGCGUAUUCCAAAAUCCAGACAGAGGAUGGUGUGCGUAAAGAGCUGGUGGCGCUACAGGAAGAUAAACACAACUACGAGACCACGGCCAAAGAGUCCCUGAGGCGGGUCCUACAGGAGAAGAUCGAGGUGGUCCGCAAGCUGUCAGAGGUGGAGAGGAGUCUGUCCAACACAGAGGAUGAAUGCACCCAUCUGAAGGAGAUGAAUGAGAGGAACCAGGAGGAGCUCAGGGAGCUGGCCAAUAAAUACAAUGGAGCAGUCAACGAGAUCAAGGACCUCACAGACAAAAUCAAGCUAGCGGAGGGUCGUCAGGAGGAGUUGACCCAGAAGGGUCAGAUUGAGAAGAAGGAGCUCCAGCUUCGUAUCGAUGAGAUGGAGGAGAAAGAACUGGCACUGCAGGCUCGCAUUGAGGCCCUCCAGGCUGACAAUGACUUCACCAAUGAACGCCUCACUGCCUUGCAAGUUCGGUUAGAGCAGCUGCAGGAGAAAAGCAUAAAGGAGAACAACACGCUAGGUGAUCCAGCAGGAAAUGAUGUCAUAGAAUAUGAUGAUGACUCAGACAGUGAUGACACAGACGUUGAUGAUUCCAACAUUGUGGAGGAUCUGGAGGAACCAGGAGCUGUGAAGCAGUUCAAAGAAGCAGUUGGAUCGUCGUUGCACAAGCUGGCGAACUUUGACGAGGUGAUCGAUGCCCACCUGCAGAACAACCAGACAGCAGAAGAGGAUAGCCUGACCAGUCCUGACAGACUCAAAGAAAACCAGCUGGAUGCUAAAGAGGCUGAUAUGUCAGACACUCUGAGCCCCAGUAAGGAUCGCAGCAGUGACGACACCUCUGACGGAAACAUGGAUGAUCAUGAACUGAACGAGCCUCAAAACAGAGUCGCCCUGCUCAAAGAUGAGCUGCGUCGCGCCCACCUGGAGCCCGGGGACACGGAGGAGGUGAUCGACCACCUGCACAGAGAGCUGCUGGAGGCGCAGGAGUUAGCCAACACAGGGAAGCAAAAGUGUCUGGAGCUCCAAGCCCUUUUGGAGGAGGAGAGGCGGAACAACAGACAGCAGACUGAGGAGUCAGCCAAGCAGAUCCAGUACUUACAGAGCCAGUUGGGGAAGCUAGCGGGUGACAUGGAGGAGUUGAAGGAGCAGCGUGAGAGUACCAUCAGCAACACGCGGGAGGAGCUGUACUCCGCUCAGGAGGAGGUGCUGGUCCUCCGCCACGCCAUGGAGGCAGCCACGGCCGAGAGGGACCGGGAAAUGGCUGCCCUGCAAGGUGACUUGGCUGGGGUCACGGCCCAACUGGACAAAUGGAGGAAGACUGCCUCUAAAUACGAAGAGGAGAUUAACUCCCUGCAGACUACAUUCCAGCAGCAGAGCCGACACCAGCAGAGAGCUAAUGACCUACAAGGAGAGUUGGAGCGUCUUCAGAAGGACUGCUCCAGUCUGCAGCAGGAGUGUGAGUGUCUUCGUUCUGAGAAGACCUCCCUGUUGGACAGACUGCAAAGGCUGGAGACUGAGCUGGACAGCUCCAGACAGCAGAGUGCCUCUCUGAGCAGCAGUCUCCAGUCUCUGGAGAAGUCACAGGGGGAGAUGCAGAGCAGGAUGGGUUCCCUGCAAGAUCAACACCUUCAGGAUGCCAACAAGCUGCAGUCCCAGUUGGCCCAGGCUGCCUCCAGAACACAGAGCCUGCAGAAGGAGUAUGAGGACACUCAGACACUGCUGUCUGACCUGAGGCAGCGCUAUGAGCGAACGGAGCAGGAGAAGCGCUCCAUCCACGACGAGCUGCAACAGUGUCAAGUCAGCCUCCAGCUGCUACAGGACAAGGGCAAGAAUAGUGGGUGGAGUCCCUGGAUGCCAGUGGUUGCGGUGAUGGUAGCAGUGACGGCAGCAGUGCUUUACCCCAACUUCUCCAAAAGCAGCACCACCUGAAACCUCAGCUCCGCCCCCCUGGACUGUCACCCAGGCAGCCCCACCCCCCUGCUCCUUCAGCACCUCAGCCUGCCCCUUUAGUCAGCCCUCAUUUUAUGGAUGGAUCACCCCCACCCUGGGAGCUGACCCCUGUCUGGUCUUUCCACACAGGGCCUGUUCUCCAUGGAUUGAUGGAUUCCCUCUGGUGUCAGAUAGCUCCUCUGCUGCAAACUGUACAAAGUCUGUGUAUAUAGAGAGGGAGAAGAGUAACCAAGAUGAAAAGUUGUAAUUUCUACCAUAGAUUAAAUACUAUAUCAACAGUUAUUUUUUCUGUUCUUAAUCAGUUUGAUGGGAAUAUUAGUAAUUUUAUUAUUAUUAAAGUGGCCUAAACUAGGCUUUUGUUUUGGUUAUUUUUUUCUUGAUGGGUACCAAACCUUUAUUCAUUUAUUUUGGCUACAAGUUGUUUUAGCUAAAUGUUAUGGUUUGUUGGUUUGUUCGGGUGUUAAUGUGGUAUUCCAAAUAAGGGUUUAUUAUUGAAGCCAAAUCAUUCUGAUUAUUCUUAGGUUGUGUCCCUUGAUACUCCCUGCUGUUGCCCUGUAAUAGGGCUCUGGUCUAAAGUAAUGUACUAUUAUAGGGAAUAGGACUCUGGUCUAAAGUUGAGUACUAUAUUUGGGAAAUAGGGUGAUUUUAAAGCAGUCUACAUUCAUGAGGCACAAAGUGCCUACAGAAACUAAUAGCAGGUGUCUGUGUCAGAACUGGUAAUUCUACAGAGGAGUUUUUAACUACACAUUGAAUAUUUGACCUACAAACAAACCAUAAAUGACUGGUGUGUAGAGGACUGAUUCACCAUGUGACGAUACUACUGUCAUGUUUCCUCUGUGUAUGGAGGAGAAAAACACUACAGUUCAUAGACUUUGAAUUAAAAUGGAACCUUAUUUGGUGUGCUGCAACAUGAUUUCUGGCAACUUGUACACAGUCAGGUUCUGGUUUUAGACAAGGGAGACUAGAAGGAUGGAAGGCACAAACCCCCCCAGUCUAAUGGCUGUAGGAGACUAGACUGGUCUUAGCCCCCUAACUCUGAGCUUGAGCUUCCAAGUGUUUGUGGUUAUGGUUCGGAGCAUCUAACUGUAGUUUUAUGUCUAUACUUCUAGUCCCAAUUCCUAAGCUCAUAGUAUGUUGGCUUCUAGUCCCAGACUCUGCCAUCGGUAUUCCUUGGGUUCUAGUCUCAGGCUCUGCCCUCUGUAUUCUAUGGGUUCUAGUCCCCAGCCAGCCCACAGAAAGCCCUCUGCACCAUAGAUCUGAUCACUACUAAAAUCUCACCAAAGGCCAAAAGGAGGAUUCUGAUUGCUUACCUGUCUCACCAGGACUAUGUCUGGUCUGUCUCACCAGGACUAUGUCUGGUCUGUCUCACCAGGACUAUGUCUCACCUCCAGAACACGUCUGGGGAAGAAAGCUUUGCCAUCAAAGAACAGAAAUGUUAACUAAAACCAGUGUAGAACCAGAGGUAGAAGGUCGGCGGUUAACAGGAGUGUUGGCCGUGUCUCAAAUGGCACACUUCCCUGUACACAAGUGUGCACUACUUCAGGUCAGAAAGGAGAAGGGUGCUCUUUCAGCCGUGGAGCCGCUGGGCUGGGUUUGAUGAGUGACCUAUGGAGCUGAAUGUGAACCAGGAGGUUCUGAGGUAGACGAUCAGUGAUUAGUGAACUGUUAGGUGAAGGAAGGAUCCUGGCGUGUGGUGUCUAGUGGACCGGUACUGCCAAACUGGACCAGUGAGGAAGCCAGCUCACUUGGAUAAAACACCAGUAAUAUAUUUACCAGACACAAAUAUUUGUUUUUGGUUGCUGAGUCUACGACACCAAGCCCAUGUCAAACUUAACUUUCGACGCGGAUGUUACGCCAGAAUAUUUACACGUUUAACUGGCUAGAUCAUAGAUCCUGCUUUGUAGUAUCGAUACCAGUUAACUGGCUAAGCAGACUUAAUUCUGCAAACUCCAUUGUGCAGAUUCAGUGAGGUCUCACUAGGAUCUUCUGCCUACACUGGAGUUGUAAAUAAACAAGCUAUUCCUCAUA